Messenger RNA from Micromonas commoda, 1602 nucleotides. RefSeq lists its product with no specific name. The record is from RefSeq and is a predicted model, not a curated record. The coding region runs from base 9 to 1496 and encodes 495 amino acids. NCBI's taxonomy places the organism in Eukaryota, Viridiplantae, Chlorophyta, Mamiellophyceae, Mamiellales, Mamiellaceae. The transcript has a single exon.
CCACGACGAUGGCUGUGACGAGCACGUUUGGCGUGACCUCGGACUUCACGGUUAACACUGACAAGUUCAUCGUCAACGCGACUAACGGAAACACGAAGAUGACGGGGAAUCUUGAGAUGUCAGGAGACACGGCGACGCUGACACACAGCGGGUCGACGGGGGGUCUCGCGAUAUCGAGCGCGCAGCACGUGGACGUGGAGUCAGUGCGGUUCACGACAAACCAGAUUGGCAGCACGGGAGACCCUGACUUGAUCACCUUGACAGACAACAAGGUGAGUAUAUCGGGACAGACGCUAGAGAUGUCCGGAAGUACUUCUCGACUGCAGCACACGGGGACGACGAGCCUGGCGAUCUCGAGCACCAACGGGCACAUCACGAUUGCUGGGGGGUCAGGUGACUACGUGGAUGUGGAGUCGGUGAGGUUCACAGAUGACUACAUCGGCAUCAGUGGCGACACCGACAUCAUCCGGCUGACGAGCACCGGGAGCCAGGCGACCGUGGCGAUGGUGGCAGAUGUGGACGUGACGGGUACGAUGGACGUGAGCUCGGACUUUGCGGUGAACACCAACAGCUUCAAGGUGACCGGGACCAACGGCAACACGGAGAUCCUGGGAAGCCUGACGAUGAAGGCUGUGAGCGGCAUCAUCACCCACGACGGGGCAUCAGGGAGCCUGGCGAUCUCGAGCAGCACGGGGCCUGUGACAAUCGCGGGGCAGUCGACUGGGGGUUACGUGGACGUGGAGUCAGUGCGGUUCACCGACAACCAGAUUGGCAUCAACGGCGACGCCGACAUCAUCACCCUGACGAGCCUCAGCGGCACCAGCACGGUCGCGUUCGCGAAUAAGAUCACGACGGGCGACCUAGCGACGCUUAACUCCGCCACGGUCACGACAACCCUCCACUCGGGCGGCGAUCUCACCGUCGGAACCGGCCCCAAGCUCACCGUCGCCGCCUCCAGCGGGGACGUCGUCACCGCCGGGAAGAUCGCCGUCGCCGGAUCACACGGGGACGCCACCAAGGCGCUCUACGUGACCGGAUCCGUGUACGCCACCGGAGCCGUCACGUCCGCGUCCGACUCGAGGUUCAAGCGGGACGUGCGAUCCAUUCACGACCCACUCGCCAUCGUUCGCUCCCUCGAGCCCGUGACGUUUACGUUUAAGAGGGACGCGUUCCCGACGAGGGACUUCCCGGUGGAGACGCAGGCGGGCUUCCUCGCGCAGGACCUCGAGCGUGUCCUGCCCCACCUGGUCACCGAGGACGACGAGGGGUACAAGGGGGUGGCGUACGAGCGGCUCGGGGUGUACGCCGUGGCCGGGGUGAAGGCGCUUGACGAGUCGAUGGAGCGACUUGACGAGUCGAUGGAGCGACUUGACGAGUCGAUGGAGCGACUUCAAAACGACACGGUGGCGAGGUUGGAGGCGAGGGUGGUCGAGCUGGAGCGGGCCCUCGCGGCGCUCGUCUCGAGAGCCUCGGGGCCGACGCCGGCGGGGCGAUGAUUGAGACGCCCGCGGGCGUCGAAACGAAGGGACGAUUAUAUUUUUUAGCACCUCCGUCGAGAGACGGAGCUAGCGUUAGACUGUACACUGCUGAGCGUAUUUCAGG